CCCCCCCCUUUUUUUUUUAUCUAUGCCAUCUAUGUGAUAAAGUUACAUGUUAAAUUCAGCAGAAAAGCAACUUAUGUUGAAUGCAAUUCAAAAAUGGGAAGUACGUAUUUAUUAUGAGCGUAACAUAUAUUAGCUUUUAAUGUUUGAAAACUACACACGUUACAGUCUCUGGUUUAGAGGAGUUUAUCUCUAGAAGCAGCAUAAAACUUACAGAUUAGUUACCUUUUCUGACGAGCACUUUGUUUCCAUUUUUAUAUUUUAAAAAAUUUCUCGUGACUGUAGAAGGAUUUUUUUUUAUAGAAGGAUAGCUUGGUGCAUAUGCUUCUAAAGUACAGGCUUUUAUGCAUCUCCAGAUGAAUGAUACCAUCACCAGCCCAGAAGGGCAAACAGGAGCAAAUCCUACAGAAAAUACCUGCUUCAACCCCAGAAUUGUGCCCUCAGACCACACUGCCUGGUUUUCUGCCUCACAGUCUCAGGCUUCUCACAUCCCAGGUACACUCAUAGGAAAAAAGCCUUCACCAGUAGUUGGCUCCAACCCAGUUCAGCAGGUGCAUGAGGAGAGCAUCUUACAUGAUGUAACUAAUGCCACUCCGGGAAGUUAGCAGGAGAGAAUAAUCUGAAAGGAAGGGGGUAGGCAGAUGUACAGCACCGCAGAUGAGAAUUCCUAACAGGAAGAGGACCAACAGUCUUUUUCAAAUGCAAGUGUAGAAGGCUUGUUCGUUUCUUUAUUUUAAAUAUCUGUAUUUGGUGGUGUGUUUUUACUCAAAUAUGAUCAGGCUGAUUAUUUUAUAACUUGUUUUUUUCCCGCCUAAUACACCACAGUUAUAUUUUCUGCUAUAAACUUUUCCCAAACAAAACCUUACAUGCUCCAUAGUGUCCCAGUGUUUUUAUUUAAUUACUUCUCUGUUCUAGGGCAUGUACAUCAUUUCCUUUUCUUUCCUUUUUUAUGCUAAUGCUGUAAUGAAUGUCUCUGCAUAAAGACUGAGGUUUGUUUUGCUUUUUGUUUUACAGAUAGAUAGACAGACUGAUUGAUUGAUUGAACUAUUAGGCUAGAUUUCCAGGAGUAAAAUUACUGAGCCCAAGGGUCUGAGCAUUUUUUAGGUUGUUGAUACACAUUCUCAAGUUGUUUAUUCCCCUACUAUGGUUGCACUUGUUUCACUGCAGUUGUAUCAGAUUUUAAUUAUAUCAGUAUUUUUGCAUCUAUUUUGAUUCAACAGGUGGUAAUUGUGGUUUUCUUGAAUGCUGUCAAAGUUGUAGUGAUCCAUUUUUUACCAUAAUAAACACAUUAAGUUGAAAUAAUUUAUAAUCUCAAACCUAGAAUAAUCAAUUAUGUUUUUGCAGAACCACAGCAGGGUUAUUAGUGCAAUAAUUAAGAGGUAUUGAUAACAACUCAGUCUUUUCAGGAGAUCAUGUUAUAAAAAUCAUGGACUUUGGGGAUGAGAAUGCAGAGAGAAUUUUGCCUGGCUCUCUUGUGCACUUCUGGAUGGAAUCAUCGUUGGGAAUAAGGCAUUAUUUAAGUAAAACUGACCUGUGUGGUGGUAUGCUUCAAAUACUGUAAUAUUCAGAUAGGAAAUAAACCACUAUUACUUCUGUCGUAUAAAAAAGGUUUAGGUACAGUGUUGAGAUUUCAAGGAUCAUGAUGUAGAGUUCUUAACCCUGUCACAUUAAUAACUUGUCACUGAAAUGCAGAUGUGGAAGUGGAGCUGUGGAAGUAGGGGUGGGAGCACAUGUGAACAUGUGAGUUUAUUAGGGUUCGACCAGAGAAGUAAAACCACUAGAAGAUCAUGUGUGUGCGUGCGCACGUGUGUGUGUGUGUAUUUAUCAUGAGAAAUUGGCUUAUGUAAUUGUAGGGCUAGUUACACAAGCCCAAAGUCUGCAGGGGCAGGGAGUCAGAAAGUGAAGAUCACAAAUAGGCUGGAACCCCGAGGACACAGGCUGAAGUUUGUUGUCCACAAGCAGGCAUUCAGGAAAGAUUCAGGGAAAGGGAGAGCAAUUGUAGAUCCAGCUGCUGUCAGGAGGACUGCCAGCUGACUAAGAUGGGCCCACUUAGAAUACUCUCCCUUUUGAUUAAAGUCACCUGAUUCGGGGCUUUAAUUACACCUGCAGUAUCCCGUCCUGGCAACACCUAGAUUAGUGUUUGAUUGAAUAACCAGGAGAUGUGUAUUUGCUUCAAAGUUGCUGCUGCCUCCCUUCCAUCAUCAGACUUUCUCUCACAAGAGAGUAUCAUUUGUGGCCCACCCUAACCUGAAACGUACUAGAAAGAAUUCUGGGGACUUUAAGUUCAGCUUAUCCAAGUUGAUACAUCACCAAGCCGUCACAUGGAUGUAAACAAGAAAGGCUCUAAACAGAGGAGAUGUGGUUGAAAGAAUUAUCUUAGCAAUUUUAGAGUUAACUUUCUUUUCAUGAAACUUAAAAGUAAUUUUAGGACAAAGAAAGUGAAGUUGUACAUUUCCACUGCAGAGGGUACAUUGUAGUGGGUUCAGGAAGUAAUAGGUUGCUAAAGGAAAUAAGAAAUGUUUUACAUGUAUCUUCUUUUUUUCACUUUGAGAAACAAAACUUGUUAGUUGAUUGAAAUUGUGUCCUGCAUUGACUACUUUUCUGACUCCAAAAAUCCUUGCCCCUUUUAAAUGAUUGUAUUUAGUGAAAAAGGAGCCCUGGUGGCACAAUGGUUAAGCACUUGGCUGCUAACUGAAAGCUUGGCAGUUUGAACCCACCAGUCAUGCCAGGGGAGAAAGAUGUGGCAAUCUCCUUCGAUCAGAGUUCGCAGCUUAUUCUGUUCUGUCCUGUAGGGUCACUAUGAGUUGAAAUUGAGUCGACGGCAACAGAUUUGGUUUUUCAUUAACAGAAUGACCAUUCUUCAUACCUGUUAGUUACUUAUUCAAUAUCGUUACCACCACCUCCUUUUUUGUUACUACAACCUCUGGGUUUUUUUGUUUGGUUGGUUAUCUAGUCCUUAGGGAAGAUGACUCUGUUCCCAGCUCAGCAGUAAACCCUGAUUAAUCUGAAUCACGUGUGAUAAUCCCAUUCUUGUUUGUGAUCAGUGCAGGGUUAAGUGUGACCCAACUCUAGCCAGUAAUGUCAGGGCAGGUCUGCUGGGAAAUUUCUCGGAAAGGAUUUUUUUUUUUUUUUUUUCCACUCCAAAAAGAGACACAGGAAAAAAACAACCCCCUUCUAUCCUGGAUGUUGUCUGGUCUGCAUGUGGUGCAUUGGGUAACUAUGGCAACAAUCUUGAAAUCAAUGAGGGGUGCUAGCCUGAGGACAAAGCAAAAAAAAAAACCCAAACAUUGCAAAGAAUGGGAAUUCCAGAACACUUAAUUGUGCUCAUGAGGAACCUUUACAUAAAUCAAGAGGCAGUUGUUUAGACAGAACAAGGGGAUACUGAUUGGUUUAAAGUCAGGAAAGGUGUGUGUCAGCGUUGUAUUCUUUCACCAUACCUAUUCAAUCUGUGUGCUGAGCAAAUAAUCCGAGAAGCUGGACUAUAUGAAGAAAAACGGGGCAUUCAGGAUUGGAGGAAGACUCAUUAACAACCUGCCUUAUGCAGAUGACACAACCUUGCUUGCUGAAAGUGAAGAGGACUUGAAGCACUUACUAAUGAAGAUCAAAGACCACAGCCUUCAGAAUGGAUUACACCUCAACAUAAAGAAAACAAAAAUUCUCAAAGCUGCACCAAUAAGCAACAUCAUGAUAAACAGAGAAAAGAUUGAAGUUGUCAAGGAUUUCAUUUUACUUGGAUCCACAAUCCACAGCCAUGGCAGCAGCAGUCAAGAAAUCAAAAGACUCAUUGCAUUGGGUAAAUCUGCUGCAAAGGACCUCUUCAAAGUGUUGAAGAGCAAAGAUGUCACCUUGAAGACUAAGGUACGCCUGACCCAAGCCAUGGUAUUUUCAGUCGCAUCAUAUGCAUGCGAAAGCUGGACAAUUAAUAAGAGAGACUGAAGAAGAAUUGACACCUUCAAAUUGUGGUUUUGGCGAAAAAUAUUGAAGAUACUAUGGACUGCAAAAAGAGCGAACAGAUCUGUCUUGGAAGAAGUACAACCAGAAUGCUCCUUAGAAGCAAGGAUGGUGAGACUGCAUCUUACAUACUUUGGACAUGUUGUCAGGAGGGAUGAGUCUCUGGAGAAGGACAUCAUGCUUGGCAAAGUACAGGGUCAGUGGGAAAGAAGAAGACCCUCAACGCGGUGGAUUGACACAGUGGCUGCAACAAUGAGCUCAAGCAUAACAACGACUGUGAGGAUGGCUCAGGACCAGGCAGUGUUUAGCUCUGUUGUCCAUAGGGUUGCUAUGAGUCGGAACCGACUCGACGGCUCCUAACAACAACAACACAGAGUGCCUUUAAUCCUUUUGUUUUGGUAAGUAUUCUAGUUGUUUGGAGCCCUGGUGGCACAGUGGCUAAGAUCAUCGGCGGCUUAUCAAAAGGUCAGUAGUUCAAAUCCACCAGUUGCUCCUUGGAAACCCUAUGGAACAGUUCUAUUCUGUCCUAUAGGGUCGCUUUGAGUCGGAAUCAACUCAGUAGCAACAGGUUUGGUUUUAAGAAAAUAGAAAUGUAACUGAAACUAGUUCAGGCAAAAAUGAGGCUAUUUUGGAAGGAAUGCUGAGGACCGCAGCAUGUCUGCAGAAAGGCCAGAGGUGCAGCUGGGACCCAGGGACAACAGAACUCACGAUAUCAAACACCAGGACUCUUGUCUCUUAUCGCUGCUGCAUUCUGUAUUGAUGACUCCAUCCCAUCACCCAUGCCCUUUGCCUUCAUGGUAGGAACAAGUCCACUGACUGCCCUGCAGCAUUACAUCCGGUCACCUUGUGCUUUGGGUUUUCUGUCAUGUGACCCUCCUGGCCCUCAUUCGUAAUCCACCCAAAAUGAUUGUUCGGGCUGCAGUCUUGCAAGGGAUUGGUUGGCUUACUAUCCGUAUAAGGGGCUUGCACAUCCACCCAGUAGGAUUGGUUGGUUUACAGUCUGCCUAAGGGCUUGGUCGGUUUACAAGUGUUCCUGUAUAAGUGGCCAAUCUCACAGAGAUCUUGGGGGCCUCCUGAUUGAUGACAGCCUCGAGGGCAGUAUGUCCUUUGGACUGAGAGCUCUGUGCUGAGAAUCUCCUAGAAGAGCUAUAAUAAGGUCAGGGGCUGUAUCCCUGAGCUGAUAACACUACAGACCAGGAGAAAUUGCGGCAGCAGUGAGAACAGCGGGAACCACGAGACCAGCAGGUGGUUAUGGCGGGCAGGCAGCCCACGGAGCUGGGCACCUUAAGGUAGGAGGUUGCCAGCAGACCUGGGUGCCUCCGGCCUGGAGGUCACCAAUGGAGCAGAGCCUUAGGCAUACACUGUAUAGGGGUUGCCUGUACAAGCUUUGCCUAGAGAGCUGUCAUAAUGCCAGCCUGCCCUGGCACUGGCCCAGGGUUGUCCCAAAGCUGCUGGUUGAGAGCUAGGCCAGCAAGCACAGGGUCCAGACCAAACAAAGGAAAGCCACGGAGAGAGACAGAUUGAGAGAAUGGACACAGCCACACUACAUCCAACCUGAGCUGACAACACACCUGCUGAGAGAGAGACUAGACACCUGGUCCACUGUGUGCCCUCCUGGUGAUGUAGAAAUGGACAUGGGUAACUUGGGAAGGGUGAGCAGGUCCCCUUUUAGACGUAAGUGGAUUCCUUCCCUAUGACGCUAAGUGGGGUACUCGUAGGAGUGGAAGGGACCGGUUCACCUCGAAUCUGUUCCUGUUGUUUACUGUUUGCUUUCUAUCAGUCAUCUGUUCUUGUGUGCUGUUUACCUCCUAUAAAUAAUAAUAACAGCUUCCAGUUGCCAGUCUGUGUGUCUUGUAUGUGUGACCCAGUCGGAUCAAAUAGUAGAGUGUUCAUCCCAGCCAUCUUAUCACUGCUUGUAAUUUUGAGGCCACAGGUUAAGUCACCUUCCAUCAGGGAGGAACGGCCUUAGUUCCUCUAGUUUUAGUUUGAAAAAUAUUAGAGUAGAACAAAUGAUGAGCCUGGCCUUGGUCAGGUGUCUGGUCUACCUGUCAGACAAACAGGGGAUUUGGUAUUACAUGUGUCUUCCCACGGCCGUCCCUUUUUGAAUCAAGGUUGCACCCAGAGAAAGAGGAGCCAUGAGAUGGGAAGGUAUUCCAUCUGUGUCUGCUACAGCCUCCUUGACCUAUGGAACCUCGUUGCCUUCCAGUAGUUUAGACUUUAGCCCCCGCUGUAAAGCCAGCCUUCCCCACCAGCCCAGCAGAGGUAGAAACUGCCUUCUCUGUACGUACCCCAGCCACAGACGUGGUCCCCCACCCAAAAUUUAGUUCCACUGUUGAAACUAAUGACACCACGCAUGAAAAAAGAGGAUGUGAAAGUACUAUGACUCAUGAUGAGACUUUGCGGGGAUUGCAGGGCUGCUCCCACAAAGGUCCAAAAGCAGUUUGAGAAAUCGGAGAAAGGAGUUUGCUUUUAUUGUGGCUGGAGGGUGGGGCCAGGGUAGUUUGCAUGGUUUGGACUUCUCACUCAAGCUGGAAGAGAGACUGCAGCCUUUCUCAUUGGCUUGCCCAGAUGUGGGGCAUAAGGCAAAGGGGCAUUGUGAGGCCUGAAAUUCACCAGCUGUCAGACAUCAAAAAUGGAGUCACUGCUCUAACAGGGAUCAUAGUAGAGGGUCCCGGACAGAGCUGGAGGAAACUGUAGAAUAAAAUUCUAACUCAAAAAAAAGACCAGACUUAGUGGCCUGACAGAGACUGGAGAAACCCGGAGAGUAUGGCCCCCCAGACAUCCUUUUAGCUCAGUAAUAAAGUUACUCCUGAGGUUCAUCCUUCAGCCAAAGAUUAGACAGGCCCUGUCUUAGUCAUCUAGUGCUCCUGUAACAGAAAUACCACAAAUGGAUGGCUUUAACAAAGAGAAAUUUAUUUCCUCACAGUAGAGAAGGCUAAAAGUCCAGUUUCAGGGCGUCAGAUCCAGAAGAAGGCUUUUUCUCUUUGUCGGCUCUGGAAGAAUGUCCUUGUCUUCAACCUUCCCCUGGUCAAGGAGCUUCUCAGGCGCAGGGACCCUGGGUCCAAAGGGCGUGCUAUGCUCCUGGUGCUACUUUCUUGGUGGUACGAGGUCCCCAACUCUUUGCAAGCCACACCCCAGGGAAACCCCCUUUACCUUGGAUCAGGGAGGUGACCUGAGUAAGAGUGGUGUUACAAUCCCACCUUAAUCCUCUCAACAUAAAAUUACAAUCACAAAAUGGAGGACAACCACACGAUACUCAGAAUCAUGGCCUAACCAAGUUGAUACAUUUUUGGGGGGACAUAAUUCAAUCCAUGACAGGCCCAUAAAACAAAACGAGAUUAAAUGGGCACAAGGAUGAGAAGGCAAGAGAGGACAGGAAAGCUGGUAACGGGAAACCUAAGGUCAAGAAGUGGAGAGCGUUGACAUGUCCUGGGGUUGGCAGCCAAUGUCACAAGACAAUCUGUGUAUUGUUUAAUGAGAAGCCAGUUUGCUCUGUAAACCUUCAUCUAAAGUACAAUAAAAAAACAAAUGGAGUCAUGUUUUUUCUUACACAUGGCAUCCUCUACUCACUGCUGUCAGCGCACUUGUCAUUGGCCUGCCCACAAUUGUUUGUUUUGAUGUCUUACCUCCUGCAGUGGUUAAGAUUGUGUGUCACCUUGGCUGGGUCAUAAUUCUCAGUGCUUAUGUGUGAUCACUCCCAUGACUGAAUCUGCUGUGAGUAGCCAGUCAGUUGAAAGGGAUUUUCCUUGAGGGUGUGGCCUGCAUCCAAAUAUAAGCAGACGUUUUGGCUCUUUUGCUCAUUCUGGAUCCUGCGCCACCUCCUGUUCAUCUGACCUCCAGCCCCUGGGAGUUGAGCUGUCAGCUUAUCUGCAGAUUUUGGGAUUCGUUGAUCUUCACAGCCUGAGAGCAGCAGCCCCGCUCUCCGACCUGCCAAUCUUGGGCUUGCCAGCCCCUGCAGCUACAUGAAUUGAGAGAAGCCUCUAUCCUGAUACACAGACUUGGGACGUUUCAGCCUCUACAACCAUGCCAGUUGGAAUGCCAAAAAUGGAAAAAGUUUACUUACAUAACCCUAGCUCUGAAGAAACAAUUACCUUAGUAUCCAUAUCUGCUACCACAUCGCAUUUCCAUGCAUCAUUUUUUCAAAAUAGGAAAAUUCUUCCAGGAGGAAAUACAUCAUUUGAUGUCGUUUUUCUUGCGAGAGUAGUGGGGAAUGUAGAAAAUACUUUAUUUAUUAACACAUCUAAUCAUGGGGUAUUUACUUACCAGGUAUUUGGUGUUGGAGUUCCAAAUCCCUACCGACUGAGGCCGUUUCUUGGGGCCAGAGUUCCUGUGAACGGCAGCUUUUCACCCGUAAUAAACAUACACAAUCCUCACAGUGAGCCUUUGCAGGUUGUAGAAAUGUACUCUAGUGGAGGAGAUCUUCACCUAGAACUUCCCACAGGUCAGCAAGGAGGUACCAGAAAACUGUGGGAAAUACCACCUUAUGAAACCAAAGGAGUGAUGAGAGCCAGUUUUUCAUCUAGAGAAGCAGAUAAUCACACAGCCUUCAUACGAAUAAAGACCAACGCCUCAGACAGCACGGAGUUUAUCAUUCUCCCUGUGGAGGUUGAAGUUACCACAGCUCCUGGAAUUUAUUCUUCAACUGAAAUGUUAGAUUUUGGUACACUACGAACACAAGAUCUGCCAAAAGUUUUAAAUCUUCAUUUAUUAAAUUCAGGAACAAAAGAUGUCCCAAUAACAAGUGUUCGACCUACACCACAAAAUGACGCUGUGACGGUACACUUUAAACCAGUUACAUUAAAAGCUUCAGAAAGUAAAUACACUAAGGUAGCAAGUAUUAGUUUUGACGCGUCAAAGGCCAAAAAAGCGUCUCAGUGUUCUGGGAAAAUAACUGUUAAAGCAAAGGAAAAGAGUUACUCCAAACUGGAAAUACCCUAUCAGGCGGAAGUUCUGGAUGGUUAUUUGGGGUUUGAUCACACGGCAACGCUGUUCCACAUCGGAGACAGCCCUGCGGACCCCGUGGACAGGCCGGUGCAUCUGACCAACACUUUCAAUUUCGCGAUCCUCAUUCAUGAUGUUUUGCUCCCAGAAGAAGCCAAAACGAUGUUUAAAGUUCACAACUUCAGCAAACCAGUCUUAAUUCUUCCAAAUGAAUCAGGGUACAUUUUUACCCUGUUUUUUAUGCCGUCCACAUCAUCCGUGCACAUAGACAAUAAUAUUUUACUCAUUACCAAUGCAUCUAAAUUUCAUUUACCUGUGCGGGUGUACACAGGCUUUUUAGACUACUUUGUGUUGCCCCCCAAAGUAGAAGAACGCUUCAUAGAUUUUGGCAUACUGAGUGCUACAGAAGCAAGUAAUGUUCUAUUUGCAAUUAUAAACAGCAAUCCAAUUGAGUUGGCUGUAAAAAGUUGGCAUAUCAUAGGAGAAGGCUUAUCCAUAGAACUGGUAGCUACAGAAAGAGGCAACAGAACUACGAUUAUUUCAAGACUUCCAGAGUUAGAAAAAUCCUCUUUAUCAGACCAGUCAUCAGUAAUACUAGCUUCAGGCUAUUUUGCGGUGUUCAGAGUCAAACUUACUGCAAAGAAACUAGAAGGGAUUCAUGAUGGAGCCAUACAGAUCACAACAGAUUAUGAGAUCCUAACAAUUCCUGUGAAGGCUGUGAUCGCGGUGGGCUCACUUACCUGCCUCCCCAAGCACAUGGCUCUUCCACCUACCUUUCCAGGGAAAGUCGUUCAUCAGAGUUUAAAUAUUAUGAAUUCCUUCUCACAGAAGGUAAAGAUACAGCAGAUACGUUCUUUGUCAGAAGAUGUACGAUUUUACUACAAACGAUUACGGGGCAACAAGGAAGACUUGGAGCCAGGAAAAAAAUCAAAGAUUGCAAACGUUUAUUUCGAUCCUGGACUGCAGUGUGGGGACCACUGCUACGUCGGCUUGCCUUUUCUAUCCAAAUUGGAUCCCAAAGUGCAGCCUGGUGUAGCCAUGCAGGAGGACCUGUGGGAGGCCGACUGGGAUUUGCAUCAGAGCCUGUUCAGAGGGUGGACGCGGAUAAAGGAGAGUUCAGGGCAUAAAUUGAGCGCUAUAUUUGAAGUAAAUACAGACCUCCAAAAGAACAUAAUAUCAAAAAUCACUGCUGAGCUCACCUGGCCUUCCAUCCUUAGCUCACCCCGGCACUUGAAAUUUCCACUUACUAAUACAAACUGCUCUUCAGAAGAAGAGAUUACUGUGGAAAAUCCUGCAGACGUUCCUAUCUAUAUUCAGUUUAUCCCUCUGGCUUUAUAUUCCAGCCCUUCUGUCUUUGUAGAUAAGUUAAUAUCAAGGUUUAACUUGAGUAAGGUGGCAAAGAUAGAUUUCAGAACACUAGAAUUCCAAGUCUUCAGAAAUAGUGCCCUUCCACUGCAGAGUUCAACGGGAUUUACGGAAGGACUCUCUCGACAUUUCAUUUUAAACCUAAUUUUAAAACCUGGAGAAAAGAAAUCUGUCAAAGUAAAGUUUACUCCAGUUCACAACAGAACUGUGUCUUCGCUAAUCAUACUCAGAAACAACCUGACCGUGAUGGAUGCUGUGAUGGUCCAAGGCCACGGGACAACUGAGAACCUGAGGGUGGCGGGCAAGCUUCCGGGUCCCGGAGGCUCCUUACGCUUUAAAAUCACAGAAGCAUUGUUAAAAGAUUGUACAGAUACUUUGAAACUAAGAGAGCCAAAUUUCACGCUGAGAAGAACGUUUAAAGUAGAAAAUACGGGACCGCUGCAAAUUCACGUAGAGGCCAUUGAAAUCAGUGGGUACGCCUGCGAGGGGUAUGGCUUUAAAGUUGUCAAUUGUCAAGAGUUUGCACUAAGUGCCAACACUUCUAAAGACAUAAUCAUAUUGUUUACUCCUGAUUUCACAGCUUCUAGAGUUAUUCGCGAACUGAAGUUUAUAACGACGAGCGGCUCUGAAUUUGUGUUUAUAUUGAAUGCAUCUCUUCCUUACCAUAUGCUAGCAACCUGUGCAGAAGCCCUGCCCAGACCCAACUGGGAACUGGCUCUGUACAUCAUCAUCUCAGGAAUAAUGAGUGCCCUCUUUCUUCUGGUAAUUGGGACGGCCUAUUUGGAAGCUCAAGGAAUUUGGGAGCCAUUUCGGAGGCGACUGUCCUUUGAGGCCUCAAACCCGCCCUUUGAUGUGGGAAGGCCAUUUGAUCUCAGGAGAAUCGUUGGUAUUUCAUCUGAAGGAAACUUGAACACACUCGGCUGUGACCCUGGUCACAGCAGGGGUUUCUGUGGAGCCGGCGGCUCGUCGUCCAGACCCACAGGGAGUCAUAAGCAGUGUGGUACAUCAGUCCAUCCACACAACAGCCACAGCAGUAGAAACUCAGCUGAUGUGGAAAGCGUCAGACCCAAAAACAGUUCCAGUACCCCUAGCAGGACUUCUGCCCAAGCAGCUUCCUCGCAGUCUGCUGGCAAAACCAGCCCCCUUGUUCUAGAUUCACACGUCGUGCCCCAGAGCCACACGGCAGGCAGGAAGCCCAAAGGGGCCAGACAGAACCAGCAGAGCAGCCAGCACCAUGUCCACAGCACGCUGGAGCAGCACUCUUCGCCUCCACCAGCACCAACAGUGCCUCAGCACCAGGAGCCACAGCCUGAGAGGCUGUCUCCCGCCCCCUUCGCACACCCUCCCCACCCAGAACGUGCCAGCGGCACAAGGCACAGCUCAGAGGACUCAGACUUCACCAGUCUCAUAGAAGCCAUGGACAAAGACUUCGACCGCCAUGACUCCCCAGCCCUGGAAGUGUUUACAGAGCAGCCUCCAUCACCAUUGUCAAAAAACAAAGGGAAAGGAAAACCUCUUCAACGCAAGGUGAAAACACCUAAGAAGCAAGAAGAAAAGGAGAAGAAAGGAAAGGGAAAGCCACAGGAAGAUGAGCUGAAAGACUCCUUGGCUGAGGACGACAGCUCCUCCACCACCACAGAGACCUCCAACCCAGACACAGAGCCGCUUCUCAAAGAGGAUACAGAGAAGCAAAAGGGAAAACAAGCCAUGCCUGAAAAACAUGAAAACGAAAUGUCUCAAGUAAAGCAAAAAAGCAAAAAACUUUUAAACAUUAAGAAAGAAAUCCCAACAGAUGUGAAACCCAGUUCUUUAGAGCUGCCAUAUACACCCCCAUUGGAAGGUAAGCAACGCAGAAAUCUCCACACCAAGAUUCCUCUUCCAACCACACUGACAAGUGGAUCCAAAUCACGAAAUUCCCAGAAAACAAAAGGUACAAAUAAGUUACUGGAUAACAGGCCACCUGCCCUAGCCAAAUUCCUCCCGAGCAGUCAAGAACUAGGCAACACAAGCAGCUCAGAGGGCGAAAAGGACUCUCCUCCACCAGAGUGGGAUUGUGUGCCCGUUCACAAGCCUGGCAGCUCCGCCGAUAGUCUUUAUAAACUUUCUCUGCAAACCCUCAACGCAGACGUUUUCUUGAAACAACGCCAGACCUCACCAACACCCACGUCGCCCUCGCCCCCAACCGCGCCGUGCCCCUUCGUGUCCCGGGGCAGCUACAGCAGCAUCGUCAACAGCAGCUGCACCAGUGACCCCAAAACAAAGCAGCCAAGUGGAAGCAAACACAAACUGACGAAAGCAGCCUCGCUCCCUGGAAAGAACGGCAACCCCACUUUUGCUGCAGUCACGGCGGGUUACGACAAGAGCCCGGGUGGGAAUGGCUUUGCUAAAGUUUCUUCAAACAAAACAGAUUUUUCCAGCAGCCUGGGCAUUUCACACACUCCUGUUGACAGCGAUGGCUCAGACAGCUCAGGUUUGUGGAGUCCCACCAGCAACCCAAGCAGCCCUGACUUCACGCCCCUCAAUUCGUUCUCGGCCUUUGGAAAUUCCUUUAAUCUGACUGGUGAAGUUUUCAGCAAACUCGGGCUAUCUCGAUCGUGCAAUCCAGCUCCCCAGAGGAGCUGGAAUGAGUUCAGCAGUGGCCCUUCGUACCUUUGGGAGUCUCCAGCAAUGGAUCCCAGCCCUUCCUGGCCAGCCAGCUCAGGCUCCCCGACCACCACGGCUGCAUCAGUUCUCGGCAGCACCAGUGGCCUGUGGUCCACCACUCCGUUCAGCAGCUCCAUCUGGUCCAGCAACCUCAGCAGUGCUCUCCCCUUCACGACUCCAGCCAACACCCUGUCCAGUAUUGGCCUCAUGGGUACAGAAGCCUCCCCGGCUCCUCCUGUCCCUUCCACCUCCAGCCCAGCCGAUGACUUGGGACAGACCUACAACCCAUGGCGGAUAUGGAGCCCCACAAUUGGGAGAAGAAGCUCUGACCCUUGGUCUAAUUCGAACUUCCCUCAUGAGAAUUGAAAUUAGGCAAAAACAAUAAACUAAGAAGUCGGAGCCC
Messenger RNA from Loxodonta africana (African savanna elephant), 13300 nucleotides. It is a transcript of the gene TMEM131, whose product is annotated as transmembrane protein 131. The record is from RefSeq and is a predicted model, not a curated record. Bases 7972 to 13263 code for a protein of 1763 amino acids. Lineage: Eukaryota; Metazoa; Chordata; Mammalia; Proboscidea; Elephantidae. Gene Ontology annotation, cellular component: membrane. The transcript is spliced from 38 exons.